Mangifera indica (mango) is the source of this 2071-nucleotide messenger RNA. RefSeq names its product protein NRT1/ PTR FAMILY 8.3-like. Gene Ontology annotation, biological process: oligopeptide transport; transmembrane transport. NCBI's taxonomy places the organism in Eukaryota, Viridiplantae, Streptophyta, Magnoliopsida, Sapindales, Anacardiaceae. The transcript has 5 exons. Gene Ontology annotation, cellular component: plant-type vacuole membrane. Gene Ontology annotation, molecular function: transmembrane transporter activity. The record is from RefSeq and is a predicted model, not a curated record. The coding region runs from base 108 to 1862 and encodes 584 amino acids.
UACUCUUUCUUAUGUAUUCAGAGCAGGCAAGGUAUCUUAUAUGAUAUCCAGCUGCACAGCGUUUCAAAUUUCGAUUGCCAAAGUGAUAAAACUUACAAAACUCAGACAUGGGCUCUGUUGACGAAGAAAGAUCGCUUCUGGAACAGGGACUAACCCAGAAUGAAAGCAGUCAAUUGUACACAGGAGAUGGCUCUGUUAACAUUAAUGGGAAACCUGUUCUGAAGCAGAAUACUGGAAAUUGGAAAGCUUGCCCUUUCAUUUUGGGUACUGAAUGUUGUGAACGUUUGGCCUAUUAUGGGAUUGCCACUAAUCUUGUUUCCUAUCUUACCAACAAACUGCAUGAAGGAAAUGUAUCUGCUGCAAGAAAUGUUACCACCUGGCAAGGUACUUGCUAUCUAACACCUCUUAUUGGAGCCGUAUUAGCUGAUGCUUAUUGGGGAAGAUAUUGGACAAUUGCAGCGUUCUCCUCAAUUUACUUUAUUGGAAUGUGCACAUUGACCCUUUCAGCAUCAAUUCCUGCACUAAAGCCUGCUGAAUGUGUGGGUUCUGUAUGCCCUGCUUCUACUCCGGCUCAGUAUGCACUAUUCUUCUUUGGGCUUUAUCUUAUAGCCCUAGGUACUGGUGGUAUUAAACCUUGUGUUUCAUCCUUUGGAGCAGAUCAGUUUGAUGAUACUGACCCUAAGGAAAGAGUAAAGAAGGGGUCUUUCUUCAACUGGUUUUAUUUUUCUAUCAACAUAGGUGCUUUGAUAUCUAGUAGUUUUCUAGUGUGGAUUCAAGACAAUGCUGGGUGGGGUCUAGGAUUUGGAAUUCCUGCAUUGUUUAUGGGCAUUGCAAUUGCAAGUUUCUUUUCAGGCACUUCCCUCUAUAGAUUUCAACGGCCAGGGGGAAGCCCAAUUACAAGAAUGUGUCAGGUUUUGGUUGCUUCAUUUCGUAAGUGGCAUUUGGAGGUACCUAGAGACAGUAGUCUUCUUUAUGAAACUCAAGAUAAAGACUCCGCCAUUGCAGGGAGUAGGAAGAUCGAGCACAGUGAUGAACUACAAUGCCUUGAUAAAGCUGCUGUGAUUUCAGAUGCUGAGAUAAAAAGUGGGGAUUAUUCCAAUCCUUGGAUACUUUGCACUGUAACACAGGUGGAGGAAUUGAAAAUUUUAGUCCGUAUGUUUCCCAUCUGGGCUACUGGAAUUGUAUUUUCUGCUGUCUAUGCACAAAUGUCUACAAUGUUUGUGGAACAAGGGAUGAUGAUGGACACAUCAAUUGGUUCUUUCACCAUUCCUCCUGCCUCUCUUUCAAGUUUUGAUGUUAUCAGUGUUAUUUUCUGGGUCCCCAUCUAUGAUAAGUUCAUUGUACCUAUUGCAAGGAAGUUCACAGGGAAGGAGAGAGGCUUCUCAGAGUUGCAGCGAAUGGGAAUUGGCCUCUUUCUUUCAGUUUUGUGCAUGUCAGCAGCUGCAUUGGUGGAGAUUAACCGGUUAAGGAUUGCAAGAGAGCUUGGGCUGGUUGAUGAAGAUGUUGCGGUGCCAUUAAGUAUCUUUUGGCAAAUUCCUCAAUAUUUCUUGUUGGGUGCGGCUGAGGUAUGUACAUUCAUUGGGCAGCUUGAGUUUUUCUAUGACCAGUCUCCCGAUGCCAUGCGAAGCUUGUGCAGUGCAUUGUCGCUUCUAACGACAUCGUUGGGUAAUUACCUGAGCUCUUUCAUUCUGACGAUGGUAACAUACUUCACAACUAAGGAUGGAAAAACUGGAUGGAUUCCGGAUAAUUUGAACGAGGGUCAUCUUGAUUACUUUUUCUGGCUUUUAGCUGGACUCAGCUUCAUGAACAUGUUGGUGUAUGUUGUUUGUGCCAAGAAGUACAAGCAGAAGAAGGCUUGUUAACUUUUUAACAUGUUGCGGUCCUCAUUUCUUCAACAAGUUUUUAAUAGAAAUGGUGUUUACAGAAAAUCUGCAUCUUGUGCAGUCAGUUGAAGGUUCAAAAGGAUAAUGUAUGUAAAAUAAUAUUUGAAUAUUCUGCCUGUAAUAGCUACACGAAUCUUGUUAAUGUUAUCUGUUAUAAUGUUAAUAUAAUAUUUUAAGCGUGUUCCACA